AAUAUUAUUUUCUCUUUAAACGUGCGUUUGUAAGGUCAACAUCCUUCGAAAGUCAAUGGCUUGACUUGAUAUCGUAGUGGUAUCAAUGACAACCCUUCUCUACGUUCAAUAAUUGAAAAGCAGUUAAAAAACUUUCUUCUUAUAUCAAGCAAAAAUAGAGUAGCCUACGAGAUUUCCGUUAAAGUUGCUACGCAUACAUUGUUAAUGAUCAACUUGACGUGUCAUUUCAAUCGUUGCAAUACGCAAGCGCGCGUAGGUACUAAGUUCUGCUUGCGGUGAACAGACAAGAAGAAAAAGAAGCAGUCGUUUCGUGACAUCGCGUUUUACACUUCAUGAAAGCUAAAUUAUCGAUACAGAGUUAAAAGUCGAAAACUUUUCACAAUGUACAACAAUAAAAAUUACGAACGUGACAUAAACUUUACAUACGAAUUGAAUCGAUUUGUUCUUCGCAUAUUGGGCGUCUGGCCGUACACAAACAAGAAGUAUUGUCUUUUACAGAAGCUGAAAAAGAACGUGCUGAUUUUCAUUUUUUACUUUCUUCUCUGUUUCGAACUUAUGUCUAUGGUUCUUUAUAUAGUCAUGAUUCUGAAUAGUCCUCGCGCGAAAUUAAAAUUUAUGGCCAGCUUGUUAUUUACGAUCGUAACAGUUCUCAAGUACAGCAAUUUGUUUUACGUGAAAAAUCAAAUGAAAAAUUGCAUAGCGUGUGUUGAGAAGGACUUUCAAAAUAUCGUUAAUCCGACUAUGCGUAACACGAUGCUUUUCCACGCGAAAAUCAGCAGACGAUUGUUCAUCUUGUGCGGUAUAUUUAUGUAUUCUGGCGGAAUGACGUAUCGAACUCUUUUACCGUUGGUGAGGGGGAAGAUCGUCACUGUUCAGAACGUUACGACUAGACCACUGCCGUGUCCUGGUCACUAUGUAGUGUUUGAUCCGUAUAUUAGUCCGGCUUACGAGAUUGUGUUCUUCGUACAGUGUUUCCUGGGGGUCUUCAAGUACACGAUUACAGUAGCAGCUUGCGGCAUAGCAGCUCUUUUUACAAUGCAUAUCGUCGCGCAAUUAGACAUUUUGAUGAUGCUAAUGAACAGCUUAACGAACGAAUAUAACCUUGAAAAUGUAAAGGAGAAAUUAUCUACUAUCGUGGAACGUCAAAUAAAAACGCAAAAUUUCUUACGCAUGGUGCAAGACGUCAUACACUUUUCGAGUUUUAUAGAACUCAUGACGUGUACUUCCAUGAUAUGCCUUAUGAUAUAUUGUAUAAUUGUCGAAUGGGAGGACAGCAAUUCUCUAGCUAUGUUUUCACAGGUCUCUUCAAGUACACGAUCACAGUGGCAGCUUGCAGUAUCGCUCUUUACGAUGCACAUCAUCGCGCAAUUGGACAUUUUGAUGGCAAUAAUAUGAACAACUUAACAAACAAAUACGCAGAUAAGGAUGUGAACAGAAAAUUAUUUGUCAUCGUGGAACAUCAAAUAAAAAUGCGAACGUAACAUUUGUUUGUUUGUGCAUGCAUUAACAUGCACAUUUGAUUUCGAUUAUGUUAAUAUUUUUACUUCAUUUGAAGCAAAUAUAUUUGUUGUUAUUUUAAUGUAUCAUGUAUAUCGCAUGGCACUUCAGUAUGAUAAAUAUUUUAUUUUGUGAAAUAUAUAUGUGAUUGUAUUUGGAGGACAAGUCUUAUAUUUGUUGUACGAUAACUUCCAGUUUAUUGUAUAUGGUACAAGACGUUUCACAUUUUUCGAGUUUUGUAGAACUCAUGACGUGUGCCUCCACAAUAUGCAUAUUUAUAAUAUAUUGUUUAGUCAGUGUAUAGAGAAAAUGUUAGGAAGAAAAUAUGUCUGACUUUUUUGCAAUAUCAAAGAUAAAACCUGACUCACUUUUAUUAUGGGUAAUUGUUAUUUGCAGAACAUCAAACCAACUGAAAUAUGUUAUCUAGCAGGAAAACGUGCAUUCCAUGUAACAAAAAAAAAUUAACUUCAAAAAGCGAACGCUAUUAGCCAUAGAAAAAUAUUCAUUUGCAUUUCAUUUAUUAUUCAUAAAAAUAUUUAUACACGUUCUUAUACAUCUUAUAAUA
Odontomachus brunneus is the source of this 2062-nucleotide messenger RNA. RefSeq lists its product as uncharacterized. The record is from RefSeq and is a predicted model, not a curated record. Lineage: Eukaryota; Metazoa; Arthropoda; Insecta; Hymenoptera; Formicidae. Bases 382 to 1395 code for a protein of 337 amino acids. The transcript has 4 exons. Gene Ontology annotation, cellular component: plasma membrane. Gene Ontology annotation, biological process: detection of chemical stimulus involved in sensory perception of smell; sensory perception of smell. Gene Ontology annotation, molecular function: olfactory receptor activity; odorant binding.